Cylicostephanus goldi is the source of this 593-nucleotide messenger RNA. The record is from the annotation of a GenBank genome assembly. NCBI's taxonomy places the organism in Eukaryota, Metazoa, Nematoda, Chromadorea, Rhabditida, Strongylidae.
AUGUCUGGACGAGCCGGAGGUGAUGCGAAGGAAAUGGAGAAUAGUGGAAAGAUCGCCAUGGAAGCCAUUGAAAAUAUCAGGACAGUACAAGCUCUGACACUAGAGCAUCGUUUACAUCAUCAGUUUUGUCGCCACUUGGACGGACCACAUAAGACAAAUAGAAGAAAAGCAGUAAUGCAGGGUGCUUCAUACGGUUUCGCUAGCAGUAUAUUCUUUUUCUUGUAUGCAGCAUCUUUUCGGUUCGGCCUGUGGCUCAUUCUCAAUGGCGAUAUGAUGCCAAUGAAUGUGCUAAGGGUACUAUUCGCCAUUUCGUUCACUGCUGGAAGCCUGGGAUUCGCCAGUGCUUACUUCCCCGAGUACAUUAAGGCAACAUUCGCAGCCGGUCUAAUCUUCAACAUGCUGAAAGAGGAGCCAAAAAUUGACGGAAUGACCGAUAAGGGCAAGAGACCAAAACUCACUGGAUCUGUCUCGCUCAACAAUGUCUUCUUCAACUACCCGGAAAGACCAAACAUACCCAUUCUUCAAGGAUUCGAUAUUUCUGUGGGUUUUCUUACACUUUACAGCCAAAAGCCGACCAGUGUGUUUUUGUGAAA